AUGAACGUUACUGUGGGAAGUCCCUUUUCAAUUCAUUUCUAUUACAAAUUCUGGAUAUCUGAUUCAGUGCAUGCCUUCUGGCUGGUGCAGUCUUUUAGCUCUUUUGAUCAGCUGCGUUCUAGUGUUGUUUCUGAAUCCAGAAUUGCACAAAAGCUACAUUUUCUUUUUGACUUAAUCUUGCUGAUCUCUCCUUAUCUUGCAGACGAUCUGGCCUCAUCUAGAGUCCGCCUCUAUUUCUUCAUCUCGAAUGAAGGGAACCAGAACUUGUUUGUCGUUCAAGCCAGCCUGUGGCUUUACUUGAAGCUGCUUCCAUAUGUCUUAGAGAAAGGCAGCAGGCGAAAAGUAAGAGUCAAAGUCUAUUUCCAAGACCCGGACACUAGCAACAAGUGGAAUGUGGUUGAAAAGAAAGUUGAUCUCAAAAGAAGUGGUUGGCACACUUUUCCCAUGACAGAGGCGAUCCAGGCUCUGUUUGAGAAAGGAGAAAGGAGACUGAACUUGGAUGUUCAAUGUGAGGGCUGUGAAGAGUAUUCAGUGCUGCCAAUUUAUGUGGACCCCGGGGAGGAAUCCCACCGGCCUUUUUUAGUGGUGCAAGCCCGUUUAGCUGAUAACAAACACAGGAUCCGGAAAAGAGGUCUGGAGUGUGAUGGCAGGACCAAUCUAUGUUGCAGGCAACAGUUUUACAUUGACUUUAGACUCAUUGGGUGGAAUGACUGGAUCAUAGCACCAUCAGGUUACUAUGGGAAUUACUGUGAAGGGAGCUGCCCGGCCUACUUGGCCGGAGUCCCAGGGUCAGCUUCCUCUUUUCACACCGCGGUAGUGAAUCAGUACCGAAUGCGGGGGCUGAACCCGGGCACCGUGAACUCCUGUUGCAUUCCAACCAAACUUAGCACAAUGUCAAUGCUGUACUUUGAUGAUGAAUACAACAUUGUGAAAAGGGACGUUCCCAAUAUGAUUGUGGAAGAAUGUGGUUGUGCUUGAUUUAAGGUGUGUUUUUGGGGGGGAGAGAGAGAGAACAUUCCCGUACUAGAUGGUAUUGGAGGAAGUUUCACUGUGUAUCCAGGCAUCAUUGUUGAAAAGUCACUGUGGAAAAGUUUGAC
Struthio camelus australis is the source of this 1097-nucleotide messenger RNA. NCBI's taxonomy places the organism in Eukaryota, Metazoa, Chordata, Aves, Struthioniformes, Struthionidae. The record is from RefSeq and is a predicted model, not a curated record.